Epinephelus lanceolatus (giant grouper) is the source of this 1067-nucleotide messenger RNA. RefSeq names its product prostaglandin E2 receptor EP2 subtype-like. Gene Ontology annotation, cellular component: plasma membrane. Lineage: Eukaryota; Metazoa; Chordata; Actinopteri; Perciformes; Serranidae. The record is from RefSeq and is a predicted model, not a curated record. Gene Ontology annotation, molecular function: prostaglandin E receptor activity. Gene Ontology annotation, biological process: positive regulation of cytosolic calcium ion concentration; adenylate cyclase-activating G protein-coupled receptor signaling pathway; cellular response to prostaglandin E stimulus.
AUGGCAAAUCAUUCUUCAGAUAACAGACAUUGCUAUGACAUUGACUACGUCCAGUACGGACAGCCCAUCACAUCUGGGGUGAUGUUCUCGUCCGGUGUCCUGGGCAAUAUCGUGGCGCUGGUCCUGUUGGAGUUGCGGCGCAAGCAGACCAGUCCGUCCCUGUACCGGAGUCUGGUAACUGCGCUCCUCACGACGGACCUGCUUGGUUCCAUCUCUGUCAGUCCUAUUGUGCUGACAUCUUAUGCUCGGAAUACAUCUCUAGUGGGAAUGAAUUCAGACAAGGUGCUGUGCUCCUAUUUUGGCUUCAGCAUGACCUUCCUGAGCCUCUCCACGCUGGCGAUCCUGUGCGCACUUGCGCUCGAGCGCUACAUCUCCAUAGGUCACCCUUACCUUUACGAGAGGCACCUGAGUAAACGCUUUAGUUACAUCGCUAUUCCUCUUAUUUACCUGAGCAGCAUCCUGUUCUGCGUCGUUCCUUUUUUCGGUUUCGGUAAGUACGUGCAGUACUGCCCGGGGACAUGGUGCUUCCUGGAGAUGUGCCACGAUAAAGGGGGGACUAUAGUUUACAUCGUAUUGUACGCAUCUUUCAUUCUCAUCAUGAUGUCCAGCACGGUGGUGUGCAACAUAUCAGUCAUUAUCCACUUGGUGAGGAUGCACAGGAGGCGCAAAGGACGCAGUCGUGCAGUGUCGGCGCACACCAGGUACCACAGGUCUCUGUCCAUGACGGAGGAAGUGGAGCAUCUCCUGCCGCUGGCGAUCAUCACUGUGGUCUACAUUUGCUGCACCUUUCCAUUAGUGCUCCGAGUAUACAUAAACCUCUCAGGCAAAGGUGACAAGCAACUUGGAGGUGACCUUAGGGCUCUCCGUUUACUGUCUUGCCACACCAUCCUCAAUCCCUGGGUCUUCAUCUUCCUCCGCCCCACCAUUCUGAGAGUCAUCUGGAGGAAGUUGCGCAAACCGCACAAGUCAGCAUGCAUCUGGGGGAAGAGUUCUCAGUCCAAGCUGACUGAGGGAAGGUCCCACUGUGCAGCUCCAGAGGCAGGGAAAGGGGGAUGACUGGGGACAGG